This is a messenger RNA of Orycteropus afer afer, 2114 nucleotides long. RefSeq names its product protein O-glucosyltransferase 2 (gene POGLUT2). Gene Ontology annotation, cellular component: endomembrane system. Lineage: Eukaryota; Metazoa; Chordata; Mammalia; Tubulidentata; Orycteropodidae. The record is from RefSeq and is a predicted model, not a curated record. Gene Ontology annotation, molecular function: protein binding; glucosyltransferase activity.
UUACUAAGCUUAGCCCUGACACUCGGGCCAAUCGCCUUAUCUUUCACCUUGGUUUGGAACCUGAGUCGGAUUCGCCCCAAAAUGAUGUUGCCGUUGCAGAACUAACAAAAGUUUAUCUUCCUCUCACAGAAGAGGAGCAGCGUGGUUCUUGUCCUUUUCAGCAGACCUACUGGCAUCCUCAACCUGAACAUGUCAACCCUCCGGUUGUGAUUUUCCUGGAGUAAAGUGGAGAUCUGCAUGCUUGCUCUUUGCACAUUAAGCGACACUUCUGCCAGCUGUGUUUGCUGCGGUGAUUGGCAAGCUUGAUCCUGUCGAAGCCACGGUCGGUCCUGUCUACAUCCUACACGUUUUUCUUUAUCCGUAAAUCAUUUCGACAGUACGUGUUGUAAAUGUUCAGCAUUUUGCUGGUUUACUGCUUCUUUCUGGGAACAAUUCCAGCGCUUGCCGGAACCGGCGGAGAGCGGCAACUGAGCCCUGAGAAGAGCGAAAUAUGGGGACCCGGGCUAAAAGCAGAUGUCGUUCUUCCCGCCCGCUAUUUCUAUAUUCAGGCAGUGGAUACAUCAGGGAAUAAAUUCACAUCUUCUCCAGGCGAAAAAGUAUUCCAAGUUAAAAUCUCAGCACCAGAUGAGCAAUUCACUAGAGUUGGAGUCCAGGUUUUAGACCGAAAGGAUGGAUCCUUCAUAGUAAGAUACAGAAUGUAUGCAAGCUACAAAAAUCUGAAGGUAGAAGUUAAAUUUCAAGGUCAGCAUGUGGCCAAAUCUCCAUAUAUUUUAAAAGGGCCGGUUUACCAUGAGAACUGUGACUGCCCUUUGGAAGAUAGUGCAGCCUGGCUACAGGAGAUGAACUGCCGAGAAACUAUUACUCAGAUUCAGAAAGAUCUGGCACAUUUUCCUACUGUUGAUCCAGAAAAGAUUGCAACAGAAAUCCCAAAAAGAUUUGGACAAAGACAGAGCUUGUGUCACUAUACUUUGAAAGAUAACAAGGUUUACAUCAAGACUCAUGGUGAACAUGUAGGUUUUCGAAUUUUCAUGGAUGCCAUACUACUUUCUUUGACUAGAAAGGUGAAGAUGCCAGAUGUUGAGUUUUUUGUUAAUUUGGGAGACUGGCCUUUGGAAAAAAAGAAAUCCAAUUCAAACAUCCAUCCUAUCUUUUCCUGGUGUGGCUCCACAGAUUCCAGAGAUAUCGUGAUGCCUACAUAUGACUUGACUGACUCUGUUCUAGAAACCAUGGGCCGAGUAAGUCUGGAUAUGAUGUCUGUGCAAGCUAACACGGGUCCUCCUUGGGAAAGCAAAAAUUCCACAGCUGUCUGGAGAGGGCGAGACAGCCGCAAAGAGAGACUCGAGCUGGUUAAGCUCAGUAGAAAACACCCAGAACUCAUAGACGCUGCUUUCACCAACUUUUUCUUCUUUAAACACGACGAAAGUCUAUAUGGUCCUAUUGUGAAACACAUUUCAUUUUUUGAUUUCUUCAAGCAUAAGUAUCAAAUAAAUAUUGAUGGCACUGUAGCAGCAUAUCGCCUGCCAUAUCUACUGGUCGGUGACAGUGUUGUGCUGAAGCAGGACUCCAUCUACUAUGAACACUUUUACAAUGAGCUGCAGCCCUGGAAACAUUAUAUUCCAGUUAAAAGCAAUCUGAGUGAUCUCCUAGAAAAACUUAAGUGGGCAAAAGAUCAUGAUGAAGAGGCAAAGAAAAUAGCCAAAGCUGGACAAGAAUUUGCAAGAAAUAAUCUCAUGGGUGAUGACAUAUUUUGUUACUAUUUCAAACUUUUCCAGGCAUAUGCCAAUAUACAAGUGAGUGAACCCAAAAUCCGAGAGGGCAUGAAGCAAGUAGAGCCACAGACUGAGGAUGACCUCUUUCCUUGCACUUGUCAUAGAAAAAAGACCAAAGAUGAACUCUAAUAUGGAAAAUACCUUCCAUUCAGACCAUGGUGCUCUGAAGACUCUUCUUAAUUGAAAAGAAGAAGAAUGUUUUUUAAAUAGUAAUUCCACAGACAAUAUAAAAUCUUCUGUGUGUAUUUGGACUUUUAGGAAAUGUAUCUUCUUAUGCAGUAUUCCCAUGACGCUUCUUAAAACACACAUUUAGAAUUUUAUAAUAAAACCACCUUUAUUUUAAAG